Molecule: messenger RNA, 3222 nt
Organism: Thyridium curvatum
Lineage: Eukaryota; Fungi; Ascomycota; Sordariomycetes; Thyridiales; Thyridiaceae
Exons: 7
Coding region: 1-3222 (1073 amino acids)
Molecular function (GO): protein binding
Source: RefSeq, a predicted model, not a curated record
AUGGCCAGCCCUGAGCAGGACGGAACCUUAUUGCCGGUCAUGGCCCGGAACACCAGUACCGGCACGCAGUCUGUAUUCUCGGCAACCGGCAGUCAAAAUCACGCCGCCAGCGGCGCCAAUGUGAACUAUAUCAGCAAGUAUAUCGUGGCGGUGCCAAAGGAGCAGACGACGGAGGGACUAAUCGAAUGGCUGGGUCGCGAGGCGGCUCCCCUUAACCCCCUUGACUACCAUCGCCUGCUUCUGAGUCAGAGGACUCCUACAACGGGCCUCUGGGCGCUUCAGAGCAGACAAAUCCUAGAGUGGAAGCAAGAGUCUUGUAAAUCUCCACUCCUGUGGCUGCAUGGCAUCAUGGGUUCCGGGAAAAGCGUACUUGCUUCAAUUAUAAUUGAACAUUUGGAGAAGGAGAUCGCUCACCAAGACCGGAUGGCCUGUAUCUACCUUCACUUCCAGCAGCCAGACCAGCAGAUUGCUCCCAGUAAGAUAAUCGCGUCCUUGCUCAGGCAAUUAGUAAAACAAAAGAGAAUGUACCCUGUGGUCGAAGCCAUCCUGGUGACACACGGAGAAUACGAAAAGAACAAGGUGCCACCAUCGGCUGAACAGUACCUUGAGUUGCUUCUCGCUGAGAUGAAUGCCUUUCGACAGGUGUACCUUGUGCUAGACGCCCUGGAAAAUUGCAAUCAAUCAGCAUUUGUUCUGGAGAUAAUCAAAAAACUCCCACACAUCGAGGUCGGAGCUGGAGACAUGUUCCUCCUCGCCAAGCUGCACCUGGACGCACUGAGCAAGCAACGAUCUCUCGCAGGCUUCAAGUCCGUGCUCUGUGAGCUCCCCAAAGAUGCCGCCGUGAUAGCCUUCAAAGCUGCCAUCGAGCGGAUAGACGAGCAAGAAGAGGCCGACAGAGCCUUGGCCGGGCAUGUCUUCACCUGGCUGUUGCAUGCGGAACGCGACGAUCUCACUGUGAGAGAGCUGCAACAUAGCUUUGCCAUUCGCCAGUACCUACUCGCUCCAGAGCAGAACCGCGACGUUUGGAGCCACUACAUACCGCCCGAGAGGCUCGUGUCUAUGGUCUGCGGAGGGCUGGUGGUCAUAGAUCAGGACACCAAAGUGUGCCAGUUUGUUCACGAUACGGUCCCAAAAUACCUUCACAACCAUCCUCUACUGCCGAAGGAACCACACCUUGAGAUUGCAUCACAGUGUCUACAAUACCUGGCCAUGGACGACUUCUCUUUACCCCUGACACGAGAGAACGAACCGGAACGCUUGCGCAUCUUCCCACUCCGCAAAUAUGCAACACAGCAUUGGGAUAGUCACUUCUACCGCAUCGCCGGAGAGAUUCCCGCCUCGAUCAGACAAGCAGCCCUCGACUUUCUUGCCGGCCCCGAGAGAAGCAAUGAGUCAUUCUACUAUGGGUUAUCCGAUCACUUUCCUCAGAGAGUCAGUGGGCUGCAUUUGGCUGUGAUUUAUGGGUUGGAAUCCUUAGCUCAGGAGGGCCUUGCCCACGGCGUUUUUGACAUUGGCGCAACGACUUCAGGCGGGAAGACUGUACUUCACUGGGCUGCCCGGAUGGGAGACAAUGGCAUGAUCACGAUGCUGCUGGAUAAUGGGGCGGAUCCAAUGGCGGGAGACUCCCGCGGCGACACUCCAUUGCAUGACGCACUCUUUUGGAAUGCGUCAGAGAGCACGAUUUAUCAAUUACUGAUCACAGACGCGAAUGUGAUCAGCAAGCCAAACAAUCAUGGGCAGACUCCUUUUAUUUGGGCCUUGAAGCGAGGAGAGCCGGUGGUGACGAGACUAUUGGCAAGAUAUCACCCGCCCGUGGUCCCGAGAGGAGCAUCGGAUAUUGAAUCGGCCCUUUGUCAAGUAAUGAGGCAUUGUGCCGCCAAGGAAGAGCUGGCUACAAUCAUGGAACUGCUCCUGCACGGAGGUGCGGACCCCAACGCGUUCUCGGAAGGCUACAGGCUCCCUCUUCUGCAGGCCGCGAAGGGCAGGCUCGAAGACGCGUGCCGGGUGCUCCUCAAACACGGGGCGGAUGUGAACAUGGCAGACUGGGAUGGCAAAACUGCCCUGAUGUCGGCGACUAGUCCCGAGAUUGUCCGGAUUCUCGUCAAGAACGGGGCGAGGGUCAACGAUAGGCCUCAAAACGGACUCACCCCUUUGCUUAUGGCGACGAGAGAGCGACGGCGGACCAUCGCUUGGUACCUCAUCGAGGCCGGAGCAAACAUCGACGACCAGGAUCCCGAGGGUCGGACACCCAUACACCAUGCCAUUCAGCUCGGAGACACGCGUCUCGCCUGGCUGCUUGUGACAGAAGGUUGCAACCCAAGUCUUCGGGACUCGGAGGGCAUGAGCCCGUUGGACUGGGCGGUGAGCAAGAAAGAUUUCUCUAUCGUAUGGCUCUUCUGCGAGGCCCUGGGAACGCUCCCGCCCGACAUUGCCUCGAGCGCACUGCACCAGGUUUCGAAACAUAGCCGCAACGGUAGCCACAUAGAGAUAUUACGGCUGCUGAUGGGCAGGGGGGCAAGAGAAGUCAUCGACCAGCAGGACGAGUUCGGCAACACGGCACUCAUAAACGCGGCGGGCCGGAUGGAGCUGCGCAUCAUGGAGGCUCUGGUCGAGUACGGUGCCUCGUGCGACAUCCAGGACCAUCUUGGAGGGACGGCCUUGCACCUCGCCGUCGGGGCUACGAAUGCAGAUCAGAUCGAAUGCAUGAUAUUCCUCAUACAGUCUGGAGCGGACGUCAACGCGCAGAACAGUUUUCUGAGGACCCCCCUGAUGCAGGCCGCCGAGAUGGGCCAAGAGCUCAAGAGAUCGGGCCCGGCAGGCUACAUAUUCAACACGGUCGUGCCGGCAGAGGACGAUAACUCGCGUAUGGAACGCUACGAGGACGUCACAACUCCGGACGAGACGGUCGAGAAGCUGAUGAAAGGGAUGCUCAAGUGUCUCCAGGAAUUGGCCAAGUCGCUGUUGCAGCUCAUUACUCCGUCCGAGGCGGAUGAACUGCAGGCGAUGAUCAAGGAGGUGGCCAAGCUCCCGCCGUCUCUUGCUGAGGAGAAGGUGUCGGGGUACGUCUUUACAAACUCUAGCUCUGGCUUCCAGGCGAAUCAUGUGGGGAAGGGGAACCAGAAUAUCAACAACGGGAUGGCGCCACAGUUGAACGGGGAGUUCCGUGGACCCGUGAACCUCGGACCUGCAUCAGCGCCAUCCCCACUACCUGCUCCCAGAUAA